GGCUGGGGCCAUGCGCUGAUUGGCUGCGGGGGGUUGAAUGUAAGAUGGCGCCCAGGGAGCUGUGAGGGGAAAAGACUCGGGGCCGAGGCGGCGGCGGCGGCGCGAGGCGACGGCGGCAGCGGGGCCGGGAACGUUACAAGUCUAAGAGCUCAGGACAAGAGCAGCAGAAAUACAUGCAACAUGGUGACUGGAACCCUGAGGACCUUGCAAUAUGAAUAAUUCUCUGGAGAACACCAUUUCCUUUGAAGAAUACAUCCGUGUGAAGGCUCGAACGAUCCCCCAGCACAGGAUGAAGGAGUUUCUGGACUCCCUUGCUUCCAAGGGGCCAGAAGCUCUGCAGGAAUUUCAGCAGACAGCCACCACCACAAUGGUGUAUCAGCAGGGUGGCAACUGCAUUUACACAGACAGCACAGAGGUGGCUGGGUCUCUGCUUGAACUUGCUUGUCCUGUGACAACCAGUGUCCAGCAGCAAACUCAGCCAGAGCAGCAGAUACAGGUUCAGCAACCCCAGCAAGUCCAGGUUCAGGUCCAGGUCCAGCAGUCACCGCAGCAGGUCUCCGCCCAGCAGCUCUCUCCACAGCUCACUGUCCAUCAGGCUUCAGAGCAACCGAUACAGGUCCAAGUGCAGAUCCAAGGCCAGGCGCAGCAGCAGGCGUCUCAGACAAUACAGAGUCAGUCUCUUCAGAGCCCCAGCCCGUCUCAGCUGCAGGCAGCUCAAAUCCAAGUGCAGCAUGUGCAGACUGCCCAGCAGAUCCAGGCUGCAGAGAUCCAGGAGGAGCACAUACAACACCAGCAGAUCCAGGCCCAGCUUGUGGCGGGACAGGCCAUUACUGGUGGCCAGCAGAUACAGAUCCAGACAGUUGGGGCACUAUCACCUCCACCUUCUCAACAAGGCUCCCCACGAGAGGGAGAGCGGCGGAUCAGCACUGCUAGUGUCCUUCAGCCAGUGAAGAAACGUAAAGUGGAUAUGCCUAUUACUGUAUCGUAUGCUAUUUCAGGGCAGCCAGUUGCCACAGUGCUGGCCAUUCCUCAGGGCCAGCAGCAAAGUUAUGUCUCUUUAAGGCCAGACUUGUUGACAGUGGACAGUGCCCACCUGUACAGUGCCACUGGGACCAUUACUAGCCCCACUGGAGAGACUUGGACCAUCCCUGUUUAUUCUGCCCAACCACGUGGUGACCUUCAGCAGCAAAACAUAACCCACAUCGCCAUCCCUCAGGAGGCCUACAAUGCCGUCCACGUCAGUGGCUCGCCAACAACACUGGCUACCGUGAAGCUGGAAGACGACAAGGAUAAGAUGGUGGGAAGUACUUCAGUAGUGAAGAACUCUCACGAGGAAGUGGUGCAGACUCUUGCUAAUUCGCUCUUUCCAGCGCAGUUUAUGAAUGGCAACAUCCACAUUCCAGUGGCAGUGCAGGCUGUGGCAGGGACAUACCAGAACACAGCACAGACAGUGCACAUAUGGGACCCGCAGCAGCAACAGCAGCAGCCCACACCCCAGGAGCAGGGGCAGCAGCAGCAGCAGCUACAAGUCACUUGCUCGGCUCAAACUGUUCAGGUUGCUGAAGUUGAACCACAGCCGCAGCCACAGACUUCACCUGAACUUCUGCUUCCAAACUCUCUGAAGCCAGAAGAAGGGCUUGAAGUAUGGAAGAGCUGGGCACAGACCAAGAAUGCAGAGCUGGAAAAAGAAGCCCAAAAUAGGCUAGCACCUAUUGGAAGACGUCAGCUGCUGAGGUUCCAGGAAGAUCUCAUCUCUUCAGCUGUGGCUGAGCUGAAUUAUGGUCUAUGCUUAAUGACACGAGAAGCUCGGAAUGGUGAUGGUGAACCCUACGAUCCAGAUGUGCUCUACUAUAUCUUCCUGUGUAUUCAGAAGUAUCUCUUUGAAAAUGGCCGAGUAGAUGACAUCUUCUCAGAUCUCUACUAUAUUCGGUUCACUGAAUGGCUGCAUGAAGUUCUGAAGGACGUACAGCCCCGUGUUUCCCCUCUUGGUUAUGUCCUCUCCAGUCAUGUAACAGAAGAGAUGCUGUGGGAGUGUAAGCAGCUAGGAGCUCACUCCCCUUCCACCUUGCUCACUACACUGAUGUUUUUUAAUACAAAGUACUUCCUGUUGAAAACAGUAGACCAGCACAUGAAGCUGGCCUUCUCCAAGGUGUUGAGGCAGACCAAGAAGAACCCUUCUAACCCCAAGGACAAAAGCACGAGUAUCCGCUAUCUGAAGGCUCCUGGUGGCAUACACCAGACAGGACAGAAAGUUACAGAUGACAUGUACGCAGAGCAAACUGAGAACCCAGAGAACCCCCUGAGGUGUCCGAUAAAGCUAUAUGACUUCUACCUCUUCAAAUGCCCCCAGAGUGUGAAAGGCCGGAAUGACACGUUUUACUUGACACCGGAGCCAGUGGUGGCCCCCAACAGCCCUAUCUGGUAUUCCAUCCAGCCGAUCAGCAGAGAGCAGAUGGAGCAGAUGCUCACCCGGAUCCUGGUGAUACGAGAGAUUCAGGAAGCUAUCGUGGCUAAUGCCAGCACCAUGCACUAAGGCAUCCUUCUUGGCUCAGAAGGGGUGGGAUGGGUAACAGGGGAGGGACAAGCAAAGAUAAAUUGUACAGACUUUUACACUAAAGGAGAUGCCUAAGUUUUUGGUUUUUUAUUGGUGUAGUUAUGAAGCCCUUUUAGGCUUCUUCUCUUUAAAAGAAUCUAAAGGAAAACCUACCCAUUGUGUAUCCUACCCAACACACCAAACUGUUGGAACCAUUGGAGGCUGCAUAUCCCCUGCAAGCUGGGAGCUGUGGAAAGCUGCUGGUUGACUCUGGUUUUUUUAUGAUGUAGAAAACAUGAACUACAGGAUUGGUCUGGAUGGCUGGGGCCGUUGUCUCCCUGGAGCACGUGCAGCCUAGAGGGCACAGAAUGAUGGAUGGACCUGCUCAGCCAGUGGAGGAGAGGCAGGCAUCUUCUUUUCUUGUGCUUGGACGUUAAUUUGCUGUUAUCUUGGAAGGAAGAGGAGAGAGUGAACUGCAAUUGUGAUUUAUACAAAAAAAAAAAAUACAAACAAACCAACCACAAACCAACGAUUUCUAUUCAGACCUUUAAGUGACAUUUUUAGAUGUUAAAAGUACAAACUUUACCACACUCUUCUUUUUUGGCCUGACGUUGAGGCCUUAAACCUUGAGGCUCCUGUGCCUGAUGGAAUUCUUGUAACAUACACUUGUGUAUCAUAUAAAGAUACCACCCUGUUUCUCUUAUGUAUUCUUACUCUAGUUGUUUAUUAAGAAUGACGAGCACGUCUUUUCAACA
Messenger RNA from Falco peregrinus (peregrine falcon), 3288 nucleotides. RefSeq names its product glutamine rich 1 (gene QRICH1). Bases 212 to 2533 code for a protein of 773 amino acids. The record is from RefSeq and is a predicted model, not a curated record. The transcript is spliced from 11 exons. Lineage: Eukaryota; Metazoa; Chordata; Aves; Falconiformes; Falconidae.